GGACGGAGGAAACGACAGCCGGCAGAGCGCACGAAACGUUACUGCGACGUACAUGCACGCGCGAGCGAAUAUUUCGCUCGGAUUCGGCAACUAACCGACCGGAGACUUGACGACGACGACGAUGAACUGGCACCGGCUGGCCGCGAUCGGGCUGUCGCUGUGCGCGUGCGCGGCGCUGUGCUAUCCGGGGCAGCUGGUCAACGAACUGCCGCGCGAGUACGUGGAAAGGCUGAAUACGCUGAAGUUGGCGCUGGCCCUGAACAACGGCUGGUCCGCGGUAUGGAGCGAGACGCUGAAGAGGGAAGCGGUCGCGAAACCGCCGGACGCCAGGCUGUGCGCGCAGCUGGUGCCGGACGACAAGCCGGAAGACGAGGUGGCCAACGAACCGGAGCCCACGGACACGUACAACCCGUUCGAGGUGGUCGUCGCGGUCGUGGACACGUGCUGGUACUCGGGCACGUUCGUCAGGUACGGCGUGCGCGUGCUCGGCCACGCGGUCAACUGCCUGUUCAGCCGGCACGCGCUGCUACACAUCGCGGCCGUCGACGAGACGCUGCGGUCCGACGCGGGCAACACGGAGCUCAACGGCUUCCUGCGGCGGCUGGUCGACGACUACCGCGCCGUGGCCGCCAGGCUGGCCGCGGUGGGCACGCCGCUGCACCAUCUGCUGCUGGCAGCCACGUUCUUCGACGACGUGGACAAGCUGACGACCCGGUUGCCGAGCAUGAGACCGAAGAUGGCGCGUGACGUCAAGGCCGAUAUGAAGAACGUGUCCGGGCAGCUGCGGGAGGAGCUGAAAUCGUACCGCGACACGUACUGCGCGGUGACCGAAGACCGUUGGUACGACGCGGACACCGACAAGACGGUGAAACUGACGCUGGACGACUCGGAAUCGGGACCGUCCGAUGGCGACCACCAGCCGCAGGGCGCCGGUUCAUUGCUGGAACGGGCCGACCGGCUGCGGUUGCUGAUGCGCCGGGUGUUCGACGGGCUGCGCGCCACGGGCAUGUCGCAGACCGUGUGGACAGAGAUCUUCCGCAGCAACAUCUUCGUCAAGGCGUCCGAUUUGAUGUCGACCGGCCACGCGGCCAACGUGAAGAGCGACGAUUCGCAGGGCGGCAUCGUCAAGGUCGAACGGAUCAAUUAGAAUCUGUGAACGGACUUGAACGCAGUUAUUCGACGAUCUUUAAUAUUUAUACCAUGUUGUAUUAUAAAAAAAAAUAUUAUAGUUCUUAAGAACGUCUCGAUCGUUCAUUCCGUGCAAACGUUGUCGCGACGCAAAAAUAAAAACCAUAAUCGUGUUUUAAUUAUGCUAAUAAAUUAUUAUCAGCAAUCGCGACGACGUGAUUUUGUUAACGUUUCAAUUACGAUUGUUUACUAUUUCCGCAAUCAUCUCGCACUUACCAUAAUGUACACCGUAUACCUACCUAAUGAAUAAAGUUGUUUGAUAAAUUUA
Molecule: messenger RNA, 1456 nt
Organism: Sipha flava (yellow sugarcane aphid)
Lineage: Eukaryota; Metazoa; Arthropoda; Insecta; Hemiptera; Aphididae
Exons: 1
Coding region: 122-1147 (341 amino acids)
Source: RefSeq, a predicted model, not a curated record